Molecule: messenger RNA, 2004 nt
Organism: Malania oleifera
Lineage: Eukaryota; Viridiplantae; Streptophyta; Magnoliopsida; Santalales; Ximeniaceae
Exons: 11
Coding region: 202-1860 (552 amino acids)
Biological process (GO): regulation of ubiquitin-dependent protein catabolic process
Molecular function (GO): protein binding
Source: RefSeq, a predicted model, not a curated record
AUUUUUAAAAAAAAUUUAAAAAUGCCAAAUCAUACAAGCAUACAGCGGUGAUCGCCAUUCUUGAAUAGUCGAUCGACUCAUAAUUAUUUGUAUAGGCAAUAUAUUGUAGAUCCUUCUUCCCCAAGAAAGCUCGCCACCCAAAAAUUGCUACUUAAUACUCUUUCCAAAGCCCUUCUGAGGCAAUACCAAAAGUUCACUGCCAUGGCGAAACUGAAAAUUGCAGGAGCAUGGUCGGGCGUUUUAGAGGUGGAAUUGGAGGUAUGGACGAUACCCAUGUUGAGAAAUGAGGUGGCGACGCGCUCCAGCUGUGGGCCGGAUUCGAUCAAUCUGAUUUGUGCAGGUAAGGUUUUGAAGGACGGAGAUGGGAAUCAGAAAUUGAGCGAAUUGGGUAUUAAAAACAAUGGUAAAAUUCUCGCCACUCGUGUCUCUCGUGAUGAAGGGAAGUCGCUGAAGGAGGAGUUGGUCGCUGAGGAAGAUCGCUCCAGCAGACUUGCUCGAGUCAAGGCAGCUGCCACUGCGCUGGCCAAGAGACAUGCAGAUGGUUACUUGCCAAUUGAGGAUUUUGACAUAGAACUUGAAGAUCAGAGUGGACAGAAAGUACAUUUGGGAUCAGAGACUGACCAGCGGGCAGUAAUGAUGGGUUUGAUGCUUCAUGCAAAAGGAAAGCAACUAAUUCGAAAGCAAAAUUAUAAAGAUGCAUUGGAAGUGCUUGCUAUGGGCGAGGAGGCAUUCUCUCUCUGCAACCCAAAGGUCAUUGAAAUGAUUGACAAUGCACCCAUACUGCAAAUAGACAUGGUGUGGUGCUAUUUUAUGCUUCAAGACAUCAGCUCACUGUCAGUGGCGGGAACACGCCUUGCAAAGGCUAGAGAAGGAGUUGAACACGCUCAUGGGAAGGACUCCUCCCGUGUUAGACUCCUUCAAGCAGGUCGCCAUCCAGAGAUCGCUUUACACCUUAGACUGGAGCUGUUGGAAGGAGUGGUGGCAUAUCACAGUGGUCAGUUCGAAAAAUCUAGGAAGUCAUUGACAUCUGCGCAAGCUAAAUACUUCCAGCUGCAGGUGCCAGAUGAAGCCUUAUCAUUGAUUAUGAGCAUGGGAUAUAAAGAACGUGCUGCAAAAAGGGCGCUGAGAAUGACUAAUCAAGAGGUUGGAAGUGCUAUUGAUUUUCUGGUUGAUGAGAAGGCAAAGAAAGCACAGAAACGGGAGCAAGAUAUUCAGCGCAAAAUUGAAAUUGUGGAGCAGAAACGAUAUGGAAUGACGCCCCUUAAGAAAGCUGUGGAUCUCCAGAGGUUGCAGGAUUUGGUCUUGAUGGAGUUUGAGAAGGAACUUGCUGCUGAAGCCCUGCGACGAAAUGAAAAUGACAUUCAAAAGGCCUUGGAUGACUUGACAAAUCCCAAAACUAAUUCUGCCAUACAGCUUGAUAUUGAAUCAAGGAAGGCGAAGAGACAGCGGCAGGAUGCUGAAAUUGAAGAGCUUGUAUCCAUGGGCUUUGAGAGAUCAAGAGUGGUUGCAGCCGUCCAAGCUUAUGGCACACCAGAGGAAGCUUUGAGUAAACUGCUCAAACAAUCUGAGUUUAAUGCUCCCAUUGCAGAGUUAUCCGGUUCGGUUGCACCACCAACUGAUGCAGCCCCAGUUAGUUUGAGCAAUGAGGAUAGUGUUGGAGGUUCAUCGAGUGCCAAUGAUGCAGAAGAGCGAGAUGUUGAGAUGGAGGAUGAGAUUGCUAAAGAACUUCGACAAGGGGAUGCUCUGUCGGAUUAUGACAUCGAAGUCACGAAGGAAGGAGAAGCUUUGAAUGAGUACUUGGCUCUGCUGGCAUCUGCAGGCAACUGUGAGAGCAUCAGCUUCCCAGUAGAUCAUCAUUAAGAGUAAAAUAUUUUGAAUAUAAUCGCUCACUUGUAUAGGUGAUGAAUGUACCUUAUUCCUUGUGGUUAUGUUUGUAUUGGACACCGAUUACAGAGAGAAAUGAAGUCAGUUCUUGCUAUCAUAAUGCAUUGGCUGUUCAUAUAA